Molecule: messenger RNA, 359 nt
Organism: Malurus melanocephalus (red-backed fairy wren)
Lineage: Eukaryota; Metazoa; Chordata; Aves; Passeriformes; Maluridae
Product: hypoxia-inducible factor 3-alpha-like
Exons: 2
Source: RefSeq, a predicted model, not a curated record
AUGGCUGUGCCCCCCCAGCCCCCCAAAGGGGACAAACUGGGGAUGCAGGUGCCCAAGAUUUUCGGGGGGAGCCGCGGCCCCGGCACCACCCUACAGACGUCCCCCCUGGACUUGGCCAUGUUGGCCCCCUACAUCCCCAUGGACGGCGAYUUCCAACUGGGCGGGGCCGAGCCGCAGAGGGGGCGUGGCCUCCGCCCUCCAGGCCCCGCCCCAAAGRCCGAGACCCCGCCCCCUCGCCCCCGCGCCCGCAGUUUCCCGGGUCGAGGCCCCGCCCCCUCCCGGCCUGGCCCCGCCCUCCCGCGCUGGGGCAGCGACCCCGCCCUCGGCCACGCCCUCCGGCCACGCCCUGCGAGGAAGAG